GAGGGUGUGUGACUUUACAUCGGGGGUCAUCGUCGCCGUUGUCGUCGUCGUCGUCGUCGCUGCCGUCGUCGUUGUCGCAGCACGCGGCGCGUGGGUGUCGUUGAGAGGGCGCACACUCGCGCGCGGACUAGUGGUACAUCAUGAGCUCCGCGCUGAUCUGGAGUGCAGUGGCGACCCGACCGCGGUCGGCGCCUAGGCUGCUGGCCCGCCUGGGGGUGGUGCGGCGCUCGUUGCGGUACAGCCGCGAGGCCUGUCAUCAGCAGAAUGCAGCACGCCCUCAGCAUAAAAAAUAUGACCAUACCCUCCGGCUACCACGAACGGCUUUCCCCAUGCGCCUGAAUGCGGCGCAGGUCGAGCCCCGGAUCCAGCAAGAGUGUCUCACAGGGCUUUACCCGCAGCUGCGCGACCGACCCGCCGAUUCAAGCUCAGAGGAUGGCCCCGCUGCUUUCAUCCUGCACGACGGACCGCCCUUUGCCAACGGCGAUCUGCACAUGGGUCAUGUCCUCAACAAGGUGCUCAAGGAUGUGAUCUGUCGCUACCAAGCUCUACAAGGCCGCCCGGUCCACUUUCGCCCCGGGUGGGACUGCCACGGCCUCCCCAUCGAGGUAAAGGCCGUCUCGGCGGUCCGCUCCACCGAUGCUUCCGAGGGCGCAGAUGAUGACGCCAAUGCCACGGCCCAACUACUCGACGUUCGGCAAACUGCCGCCACCUUUGCAGCUGGUGCUAUCGACCGCCAACGCACCCUCUUUAAGCGCCUCGGCAUUCUUGCCGACUGGGAACGCCCUUACAUCACCAUGACCCCAGAGUACGAGGCUGCUCAGCUCAAGCUCUUUCACCACAUGCUUGAUCAAGGCCUCGUUUAUCGCCGCUUCUGCCCCGUGCAAUGGUCGCCCCAAUCCCAAACAGCCCUCGCCGAGGCUGAAGUGGAGUACUACGACCACACGAGCACCAGCGCCUACGUGCGCUUUCCGCUCAUCAACCGACCCACUGGCACCGACCCAGAUACCCCCAUCGCGGCCCUCAUCUGGACGACCACCCCGUGGACGCUUCUAGCCAACCAAGCGCUAGCCUUCAAUCCAGGCCUUCGCUAUGUUCUUGUACGUCCUACUCCGGAAGCCCAUGAGCUGCUCCUUAUUGCAUACGACCGCCUCGAGGCUCUUCGCCAAACUCUACAACAACCCCUCGACGUGAUCCAAGAUGUUCCUGCCACAGCCCUUGGUGACCUCCAGGCGCAGCACCCCCUGCACUCCCGGACUAUCCCCUUCAUUGCGGGAGACCACGUGACCAGCGACGCCGGCACGGGCGUGGUCCACACAGCCCCAGCGCAUGGCGUAGAGGAUUUUCGAGCCUGCCAGCGCGUUGGUAUUGACGUGGAAUUUAACCUCGUCGACGGUCGUGGUCGCUAUCGAGAUGCAGCUGGCCCCCAACUAGCAGGCCUCGAGGUCUUGGGUGAAGGCAACACUACCGUGCUGGGUCAACUUGAGGCCGCAGGCAGCUUGGUGCAUCGUGAAGCUUAUCAACAUCGAUAUCCUUAUGACUGGCGUACCAAGACCCCGCUGCUCUUUCGUGCAACGCGCCAGUGGUUUGCCGACCUCCGGCACAUUGGCGAACACGCGCGCGACGCCCUAGCCGACGUCCAUGAGACAGAUCAGCCUCUGGUGGCACCUGAAGCACUCGCUCACAUACGCGAGUGCAUUGCAGAGCACGGCUCGGACUUUUGGUGGCGAGCCUCGGUUGCCGAAUUGCUCCCCUUGGAUUUGCAAGCGCAGGCCACUCGCUACAAAAAGUCGACCGACACACUGGAUGUCUGGUUUGAUAGCGGUAGCUCUUGGAGCGCCGUGCUUGAAGCUGACCACGGCGAGAACGCAAGAGCAGAUGUGUAUUUGGAAGGCUCAGAUCAGCAUCGUGGCUGGUUCCAGUCGAGUCUAUUGUUGCGAUCGGCGACCCGCCCAGAUGGCCAAGCUCCCUAUCGCCAGCUGCUUACACAUGGCUUUGUGCUUGAUGAGCAAGGUCAAAAAAUGUCCAAGUCACUGGGCAACGGCGUGGACCCGAGCGUUGUCAUCAACGGUGGCAAGAACCUCAAGCAAGAGCCGGCCUACGGCGCAGACACCCUUCGUCUGUGGGCUGCCUCGGUUGAUUACACCAAUGACGUCUCCAUUGGCCCCAACACGCUACGCAUCACUCACGAAAAUCUGCGAAAGAUCCGCAACGCUCUGCGAUUUAUGCAUGGCAAUCUUGGCGCUGCAGAGCCGGCCUUGGCAAGUGGAUCGGCAAUAGUAGAGCUUCCCUCACUGGAAGCUUAUCUGAUGCAUCUCCUCGCCGACUACGAAGGCAGCGUGAAGGCAGCCUAUGACCAGCACAAUUUUCUUCGCGUACACCAAAUAACACUCAACUUUAUCCAAACGAACCUCUCUGGAUUCUACUUUGAGAUUAUCAAGGAUCGUUUGUACGCUGGUGGCCAAGACAGCAGCUACCUUGCCACACUCACCGUUCUGCGCCACAUGCUCACGGCUUUUGAGCAAGCUCUGGCACCGAUUUUGGUGCAUACGAUUGAGGAAUCCUAUGAAAUUAGUAAGACGUAUGGUGCUGCCAGUGAGGCUCACAGCUCGGUGAUGCUCCGUCCGUGGACAUCCUUCGCGGAGUGGCACCAGCCGGCUCUCGGCGAGCGGUUCGACGCUGUGCGAGAGCUGCGCCGCGAGGUUUUCCGCCUGGUCCAAGCCACGCGUGAGACGGGCGCCAUCAAGGGUGGUAGUGAUGCGCGCGUGAGCGUGCGUCUCCCUUCGGCCACGGGCCGCCUUGUCUACGAAGCACUUGAUCAUGAUGCGCUGACCGAGGUGCUGCUCGUCAGCCAGACGAGCUUUGCCCGCGCUGCGCUACCCUCUUACCAGAACCAUAGCUCACCCGAGGUAGACAAAAAAGAAUUGAAAUUUUUAGACCAAAGUGAAAAAAAAAAAGUCAACAGUAGGAUGAAGCCCUUUGAGAAGCGUGCGGAGCAGCCUUCGACCCUCAACAUGGAUGAUGAUCACAUCCGCCACGUUGAGCGGGAGGUCAUCAUCCGGAAAAUGGUCAAGGAGAGCGCCGGGCAGUUUUGCCAAGACGAGAUGAAAGCUUUUGCUGAUUGCGCCCGGGGCCGCUCCAUCUCUGUCGUUUGGGCAUGUCGCGAAGUCAAUGACAUUAUGAAGCGUUGUAUCGCAUCACACAUGACAGAUGCAGACUUUGAGCGCGAGACGCAGCGAUUUAUUGAGCUUCGCCGACUCAACCGCGCGCGCCUGGCACAAAGUGAAGAGCACCAAUAG
Monosiga brevicollis MX1 is the source of this 3296-nucleotide messenger RNA. RefSeq lists its product as uncharacterized. The transcript is spliced from 21 exons. Bases 141 to 3296 code for a protein of 1051 amino acids. The record is from RefSeq and is a predicted model, not a curated record. Lineage: Eukaryota; Choanoflagellata; Craspedida; Salpingoecidae. Gene Ontology annotation, molecular function: ATP binding; tRNA binding; aminoacyl-tRNA deacylase activity. Gene Ontology annotation, cellular component: cytosol. Gene Ontology annotation, biological process: isoleucyl-tRNA aminoacylation.